CUCACCUUCCUCUCCCCCGCCCCACUUGACAGGCAACUCAGGGUCACCGCGUUGGUCAUCUCCAUCUCGCCCCCAACCGAUAUACUUCCGCCUCAAGAUGGACCCAUACUCUACGCAUCCUGCUCGUAGACCCAUCCUCUCCGCGAUCAACAAGCCCAUUCACUUCGCAGAAGGCCAAUUCGCGGGUAACGUCGUUCGUGCUGAAGUACGCGAGAUACAAAAGGCCGAAGUGGGCAGAAAAUAUGCUCGCGUUGACCGUCGGCCGCUGGACCCGCCUCCCUCCGUCCAACUCAAACUCUUCUACGUCUUCCACCAAGGCACCGAACAUGAGUACGAGCGCGAAGUCGAUGACUACCGUCAGAUAUCUAACCUGGGCCUCCUCUGCAACGUGGACCUUUUCCCAGUGCCAAGCACAUAUGUGCCUACAGAAAACGACUCCUCUGUUCCGAGGCCCGCUUCUCCCCCGUCCGCGCCGAUGUCAUCCCAUGGCGGCCCGAGCACGAGCCAGCAUGCCUAUGUCCCACCACCUCCACCACCACUUGGCCAGCCCUCACAUCCUGUUGGCCUCUUCCACCCGCCGCACCCAAAUACACUCGCGCAACCUGCGUUACCCCCUCUGACCGUCCCAGAUCGACCCCUCGCAGGAUCCAGCAUGCCCCCAGUUCCCGCGCUCAACGUUCCAUCAAAUACCUACCCCCAGGCUCCAGGCCAACAACAGCGUGAACCUUUGCCCGAAGUGAUCGCAUAUUUGGGCCCACACCUGAUCACGGAACCGAUGAAGUGCACCCACGCACUGUCGGGCACGACAUUCGUACAGCCAGUGCUGAUGGAGCUUGAGGGGAAACCAUCUCUCGUGUUCGCGUUUUCGGAUCUCGCCGUUAAAUCGGAGGGCGUGUUCUUCCUGCGAUAUCGAUAUUUUGAUCUCUUUGGGCGCGCGUCUGCCUAUGACGAUCUGCCUGUGCAAGCUGAAUGCUUUGGUGGUCUGUUUCGGGUCUACUCCACCAAGGAAUUUCCCGGUCUACCCCUUUCCACCGAACUCACCAAGAGCCUAGCCAAGGUCGGCGUGAAAGCGAACCUGCGAACGAAGCCCCGCAAGCGCGUUUCAGGGUCCAGUGCGCGCAGUGCCAAAACGCGCGAAGGUCAUGCACGAGAUGCCCACGAUCGAUAUACGCGCAGCUCGAGUUAUGGCACCGGUAGUAGUGCUGGACGCCAGGAGAGUGAAGUAGGCAGCGACAGUGAAUGAGCGGCCUUCAGGGCAUCGCGAUAACUUCCUCUACAUGGAGCCGUGCACGCUGAGCUUUUGCCUUGGGCCCAUUUUAACGUUUUACCAUAAUAGCCCAUCACUCGAGGGUUGCAACGUUGGAUCUUUCACCCACCUGAUUCGCCCUUCAUCGAUCAUUGACCUCUCGACGAACUUCACACCCGGAAAUUCGGCAUAUUCAUUUCAGCAUCUCAUUUCCAGCAUCGACCCGUGCAUUGCCCAAUUAUGCUCCAGCUUCUCUCAUAUGCAAUAGCAC
This is a messenger RNA of Coniophora puteana RWD-64-598 SS2, 1517 nucleotides long. RefSeq lists its product as uncharacterized. The transcript has 5 exons. Lineage: Eukaryota; Fungi; Basidiomycota; Agaricomycetes; Boletales; Coniophoraceae. The coding region runs from base 98 to 1243 and encodes 381 amino acids. The record is from RefSeq and is a predicted model, not a curated record.